Messenger RNA from Zophobas morio, 2537 nucleotides. Its product is annotated as tetratricopeptide repeat protein 39B-like. Gene Ontology annotation, molecular function: protein binding. The record is from RefSeq and is a predicted model, not a curated record. Lineage: Eukaryota; Metazoa; Arthropoda; Insecta; Coleoptera; Tenebrionidae. The transcript is spliced from 10 exons. The coding region runs from base 606 to 2351 and encodes 581 amino acids.
UUGUAACCUUAUCAAUUACUGAUUACGAUUCAACGGUAAAUUGUUUGUUGUCGUUUCCAAGUGGGUUUAAAUUUAAAUCCAAAUUUAAAACCAUAGCCUAGAAAUAGGCAGUAAUUUGCGUGACGUCAUCACCAGGGGUUGCGAUUAAAAGGUAACCGCAUGUGAGUGAACACGCCGCUCAAUGACAAUGACAUCACGCAUCUGAAAAUUCAUUUUUUAUACAAAAUCUCAUUUAAUUAUGCGUACAAAACGAUAAUUAAAAAUUCAUUACUUCUAAUUGUAACCGUUUCGGAAAUUUAAUUAAUGUAAUAAUAAAAUCAUUAGUUAAUACUGCAAGUCAGAUUUUUCAUGUAUAUAUUCGGCAUCACGCUCCAAAAUUCAGUACAACAAUAGACAAAAGCUAAGUAAUUAUUGUGCUUCAGAGAGACAUGCAACUAUUAAAAAAAAGUAUUUAAUAAAUAUUUGUGGUGUAGGACUAUCAACCAUUUCCACGUAGAAACGGGUUUUGACGUUAUAUUGUUCAAGCGCGUUUUAUUUAUCAACAACUUGGUUCGCGAUUAUUUGUUUCGACAUUCGCACCUAUUGAUCUUUUGUUAACUGCAGUGAUGGCUUCUCAUUCCGAUAGUGAUGUCGAUGAUCAGGAUUGGGACGAGUUCGAAGAUGCGGUCAACGACCUUGACUUGCCAACCCCAGAAGGUGACAUGACUUUGGAACGUGCCGUCGAAGAAAGUCAAAGAGCCAUAAAUUACUUCUUUAACAACCAGUUCCUCGAAGCCCAAAAUUUAAUGACACCAUAUGCUAACACUAGCAUUUACCAUUCCUUGGGUCAUUCGGUUUUUUUGUUUUUGGAAGCUAUACUCACCUUCGAGCACAAAUCUAUAAUAAAUGCGUCGACGGCUCUGAAGCAUGCCAUCCGGGUGUGUAAUAAACACAGGAGGAAGAACACAAUCGGGGAGUCGUUAGGGAAGAUGGUGAAGAGAAAUAAUUUUGAUCAGUAUUCUGAAGAAGAGGCGCAUGCCGAGCUUUGCCACGCCGAGUGCCUUUUGCUCAAGUCCAUGUUAACGUUCAUGGAGGACGAAACUUUGAGUAGUUUCAUUAAAGCGGGAAUUAAAAUUCGGUCAUGCUACAAUUCCUACAAGGACUGCCAACAGAUCUUAGCCAAGAGUCAGUGGGGGGAGAAUUCGACUAUAGUCCAUUUCGAAAGCGGGGUGAAAAUGGGAAUCGGUACUUUCAAUCUGAUGAUUUCCAUGUUGCCUUCAAGAGUUAUAAAAUUGUUAGAAUUUAUCGGGUUCUCCGGGAAUAAACAAUUGGGUCUGCAUGAUUUGAUAGAAGGUUACAAGACGGACGGGCUUAGACAAAUCUUAUGUUUGAUGACGCUUCUUGGAUACAAUUUGAUAGUUCUUUACGUAUUAAGCCAUCAAGAAGGUGAUAUUCAACUUAGCGAGGAAAUUCUAGAGAAACAAUUAAAAAAACACCCUGAAGGAGUUUGGUUUUUAUUUUUUAAAGGACGUUUGGAAUUCAUGAAAGGUAAUCUUGACACGAGUAUAGAAUGGUAUAAGAAGUCUUGGAAAUCCCAGAGUUUGUGGCCACAGUUUCAUCAUGUUUGUUUCUGGGAACUUUUAUGGGUUCAUUGUUUAAAAACCGACUGGAAAGAAGCGCUGGUUUAUUGCACGCACCUUCUGGAAGGUAGCAAAUGGUCUAGAACUAUAUACAGUUACCAAAAGGCCGCACUGAUGUGUAUGAUGAAGGACGAUCUGACGGCUUCCGAAGUCACAACUAUUGAUAGUCUAAUGAAAAAUGUACCUAAGUUUAAGCAAAGAAUUGCUGGAAAAUCGUUACCAAUGGAAAAAUUUGCUGUGAAGAAAGCAGAACGUUACUUCGAACAGGGUCAUCAUCUUGUCUUACCAGUAGUAGAAUUAAUGUACAUAUGGAAUUUAUUUAAAACAAUGAAAAAUUUUAAUGUCGCGAAUACAAUGUACAAAUUAGUUGAGAAGGCUCUCAAAGAACUAAACUCGCAAACAAGUUCCAAAUAUUACGCCGACAAUAAAGGACUAGUGUUACUUCUUCAAGGAGCAUGCUUGAGACAGAUGAAGAGUCCUUUACAAGCUCUCAACUGUCUCGAAAAUGUUAUAGCCCUCCAGAAAGAUAUCGUCGAAGACCAUUAUCUAGUUCCAUAUGCGAUUGUAGAAUUGGCAUUUAUCGAGUGGGAGAAAGGAAACAAAGAGAAAGCUGUUUUAGCUCUAGAAGAUGCUAAGAAAAACUAUUCCGGGUACUCUCUCGAGUCAAGGUUGCACUUUAGGAUCCACACAGCUUUGACUGAAUACAAAGCCGAGAUGAAAAACUCAAAGUAAACUUAACCAAAUAACAUAUUUUUAAGCGCAUUUUAUUUACAUUGUGUUCCUGUUUGCACCAUAACAACAUACCAUUUUAUAAGUACUGCUAUAAGUACCAAUAUAUUUAUAAACUUUGUGAGGCUGUGUUGUUAUAUUAUUUUAUGUUGUUUAUUUCCUAAUAAACUUGCAUUUAAUUUGUUGAUA